CCUGUGCUAUUAGGAAAAUUGAUUAGAAUUUAAUCGAAUUUAACACUGAUUCAGUUAAUUGCUAUCAAGUUUAUUUUGUCGUAAAUUGUAUUGUUAUGCAAGUUAUUUAAUUCAUCGAUUGAUCAAUCGCACUAUGCGCAACUUUUACAAAGCAAAAAUCAAUCAAUGAAUUAAAAAUUCGUCUGCUUACGAGCUCGUAAGCGAGAAUUAGUGCGCAUGGUAGAAAAACAUAUCUUUAUCAUGUUGGUGCGUACAAUUCACUUCUCGCCACUCGCUUCUGCUCGCUUCACUCGUGGCGCUUUCACGCAAGACGAUCUGACUGAUCUGAGGCGAUCAUCGGACGCGGAUUUUGAGGAGGCAGCGUCAAGCAUCGCCGUACGGGCACGAUUGUCGUAAACAUGCCACACGUACUGCUGGGCGAUUCGAUCGCGGUGGAACUGGAAGCUCAGGAACCAUGGCCACAACCGAUCACUUUAUACCAGCCUUAUGAAGUAGAACAGAUUCUGCUUCCCGACAAUGCAAAUUGCCUGGCAGUACAAGCCUUUCUCAAGAUGUGUCAGCUCGAUUUUCAGAUUGAGCCGAGAAAAAAUGCAGAGUUUAUGUCACCGUCAGGUCGCGUGCCUUUCAUCAAGUGCGGCACGAAGUUAAUAUCCGAGUUUGAUGGUAUAGUGGCACAUAUAGGAAGUAAAGGAAUAAGUCUGUCUGAUCAUCUGGAUCCUGCUGGCAAGGUGGACAUGAGAGCGUAUCAAUCUCUUGUUAACAAUGUAUUUGUCAAUGCUGAAUUGUACAUCUGCUGGGUGGACCCAGCAAUUUUGGAUGGGGUUACAAAGCAGAGGCACGGAAGUGUGUAUCCCUGGCCGCUUAAUUAUUAUUUGAACUGGCAGAAAAGACGAGAAGUCAUAAAAAAACUCAGUGUACUUGGUUGGUACAAUAAAAGCUUAGACGAAGUCUUUGACGAUGUAAAGAAGUGUUGCAUAGCAUUAUCCGAGAGGCUAGCAGACGAGGAAUUUUUCUUUGGAAAAGACAAACCCAACGAAUUGGAUGCCUUGGUCUUUGGUCAUAUAUUCACGAUAAUCACGACGCCGCUACUCGACAGCAAACUAGCUAGAAUCGUGCAGGGCCAUCCGAAGCUAGUCAAUCUCUGUAAACGCAUCGAGAUUAGCUUUUUUUCUCCUCAAGCUAUAGACAGUCAGACUAAUGAAACGCUGGAGUUCAAGAAUUAAACCACCGAGGAUAUCGAAUUAAAAAGCUGCAAUCUUUAUCUAAACUAAAUUCAAACGCGAUAUCACAAUACCGAGCAAUAAAAACGUAUCAAAACACGGUAUUGAAGCAAUUCAAAUAGCACGAUUUUGGAAGCUAUUGAUUAGAUAAAAUCUCACAUUUUCAUAAAAUGUACUGCCGAUUGUCAUAUCAAUGUUCCUGGUGAUAUUUAUAAUCGUUCUUAUAUAUUUAUAAUUAUUUUAUUGAAGUAUGUAAUUAAUAGUAUAAUAUAUAUUAUUAAGCGCGCUGUUAGGUUAAAGUAUAUACUAUCGAUGUUGUACAGUAAAUCAGGGAAAAACGAUUUUCUAGUCAAUACACCAUUCUCUCCAUUUUUUGUUUGCAUGCAGAUUCGGGAGAAGUAACUUUUCAAUGCGUACAUCGCGUGUGUAUGUGUGUAUUGUGUGUCUGUGUGUACUGACUGAAUGUAAAAUUUGAAUAUAAUCUUUCUGAAUCUAUUAAAUAUCCAGUUAAUGUUUCUUGUCUCCAGCGUUUCAGUUAUCCGCGUCAUUGAAACGCAUAUUAAGAGAAAUCUGUCUAUGUUACACUUCUUGUUUUAUUGAUAUUCUUGUUUUGUUUUAUUCUUGCCUCUCGUCAAUGUAUUUCUAUAACAAACAUUACAAGGCUAAUUUAUUGCAAUAUGCAAAAUGAAAACGAUUCACAAUCGUUAUUUGGGAAAAAAAACGUUCCAGGAUGAUUGGCUAUACACGAUCCAAAUAAUUUCAUGAAUAACAAUCGGAUUUGCUUUAUUAUUAUGUGUUUGUGCAUAAUGUGAGUAUAAUCUUAAACUAUGAUAAACGCUACGAGAUGUAAGAUUUCUGCGAUGCCUUCUGUUACAUUAUGCUGCUAACUCUGUUCCUUUUGAUACUAAUAUCGGUCUAUGCUCCUUAUGCUAUGAAUUAUACACAAAUUUAUAAUGUAGCACAUGUAAUCGUGUAUAAUUAUAUAAUUAUAUGAUGCGUAUAAUUAUAUAAUUAUUGACAGAUAUUCUUAACAUCUUCGUGUGUAUGUGUGUAAAUUAUAUAUAUAUAUAUAUAUAUAUAUAUAUAUAUAUAUAUUCUUUUCAAGAACUUUCAAGAAUUGCAAUCUAGAUGUAGGUAUUUAAAAAGAAAAUUGCUUUAAUGAUAAGCAAUGAUGAUUCAUAAUUGGAAUAUAACAGAAUCAGGAGAGCUCGCUAAAAUAUAAUUGAAAUAAAAUGUCAAAAAUUAUUUUUAGAAACUCUAGCACAAUAAACAAAUUGAGAUCGUAUAUUUUACUGGUAAGACAGAAAGAAAAAUGAGGUACCAAUCAUAUAGAUAAUGCUCUUAAGUAUUGUAUUACGAUAAUAAAUUGUGAAAUAAUAUUUUUUACGCAAGAUAUACGAUAUCUAAUAUAUACAGAAGUCAUAUAAUCACGUCAUGGAGAGACUUUGUAUUCAUUUGGAAGUAUUAAUAGAAACUAUACAGUAAAUCACAAAGCUAUUAUGUUCACUGAUAUUUUUUUCAUGACAUUUGAUUAUUUCUUUUUUUAACUUCAGACUUCAAGUCUAAAACGAAUAUACUAACAAAAUCGCACAUGUGUAUGCAACAAUUUCGUUCACAGAUACUCGUUUUUACGAACAAUGAAUCAGGAACAGUAAUUCCAAAGAUCUAGAAGUAUUUAAUUUCAUCUAUAUAUAUACCAACAGGCAUAUUCAUUUGUGAAACAUUGUAAAGUGUUAUAUUAUAGCGACUUAUGCUACGCGUCACGGAAUAACUAUUGUUUAUCUAUUUAGUAUCUUUAAGAUAUUUUGUAUUUUUCUUUUGUUGGGUAAGAUACCUCGGCAACCUUAAAAUUUUGUGUACGCUAUUUAAAUUAAUCCGGCGGUAGAAAGCUGAAUAGUCGAAACUGUUCUCUAAUGCGCGGCCUUACAUCACCUCCCUGCGAUAAACAUGAUUAAAAAAAUAGCUGUAUUUUUUGUUUAUAAAAUAGUAAAUAUACAAUGUAUUACAAA
Messenger RNA from Solenopsis invicta (red fire ant), 3229 nucleotides. Its product is annotated as metaxin-2. Bases 399 to 1223 code for a protein of 274 amino acids. Lineage: Eukaryota; Metazoa; Arthropoda; Insecta; Hymenoptera; Formicidae. The transcript is spliced from 4 exons. The record is from RefSeq and is a predicted model, not a curated record. Gene Ontology annotation, cellular component: SAM complex. Gene Ontology annotation, biological process: mitochondrion organization.